Lasiodiplodia theobromae is the source of this 1830-nucleotide messenger RNA. RefSeq names its product Laccase-1 precursor. NCBI's taxonomy places the organism in Eukaryota, Fungi, Ascomycota, Dothideomycetes, Botryosphaeriales, Botryosphaeriaceae. The transcript has 5 exons. Bases 1 to 1830 code for a protein of 609 amino acids. Gene Ontology annotation, molecular function: copper ion binding; oxidoreductase activity. The record is from RefSeq and is a predicted model, not a curated record.
AUGGUCUCACUCAAGCACAUUGGUGUCAGUUUGUUGGCACUCACUGCACAUACGUUCGCUGCCGUCAUCCCAGAGGCUGGUCCAGCAGACCUCGUCGUACGUCAAGCUACCACCGCCUCGACUACGGCCUCUUCGACCACUUCCCGCGUCCCUGAUACCGUCUGCACCAACAGUCCCAGCAAUAGAGGCUGCUGGAAGAACGGCCUGAGUAUCGCCGCAGACUUUGACAACAAGUACCCAACCACCGGCAAGACAGUCAAGUACACUCUUACUGUCACCAACGUGACCGACUGCAACACGUACAUGAGCAAGGGUAUCGGUGAUGGAUUCUGCAGGCCGAUGUUGCUUAUCAACGAACAAUUCCCUGGGCCGACCAUCAAUGCAGAAUGGGGCGACUACCUUGAGAUCACUGUCGUCAACAACAUGCAAGACAACGGCACUUCGUUCCAUUGGCACGGCAUCCGCCAGUUGAACUCUUGUCAAAUGGACGGCGCCAACGGUGUUACCGAGUGCCCGAUUCCGCCCGGCAAGAGCUUUACGUACAGGUUUCAAGCCACACAAUACGGCACGACCUGGUACCAUAGCCAUCAUUCUGCUCAGUAUGGCGACGGCAUUGCUGGUGCUAUUGUCAUCAACGGCCCUGCGACCGCCAAUUACGAUAUCGACUUGGGCCCUGUUGCGCUUACUGAGACGUAUGACCAAACGGCAUGGACGAUGAACUGGCGAGCGCUGCAUACCGCCGCUCCUCCGGAACCCAUGAACAUUCUCUUCAAUGGUUCUAUGAUUAACACCGACGGUGGCGGCAAGUACAACGUUAUCACCGUCACUAAAGGCAAGACUUAUCGUCUGCGCCUCAUCAACAUGAGCGUCGAUACUUUCUUUGUCUUCUCCAUGGAUGGCCACCAAUUCCAAAUCAUUACCUCCGACCUGGUACCGGUCCAUCCCUACAAUGCAACUUCAAUCAUGAUUGGCAUCGGCCAGCGUUACGACAUUGUCUUCAAGGCCGACCAGGCAGCCAGCAACUACUGGAUGCGCACCCAGAUCGCUGACUGCAGUACCAACAAGCUCAAGAGCAGCCAGGACAUUGUUCUUGGUGGAAUUCUGAACUACGACGGGUUCGACAAAACCGAUCUCCCAGUCACGACCAGCUCAACCAUCGAGACCAGCGCUUGCGCCAAUGAGCCGUACGGCAAGCUUGUUCCUUGGUGGGAGACGCAGGUUCCGAAGGACCAGUUCGCCGCUUCGCUUGAAGGCAUCGACCUGACCUUCAACGCAGCCGCCACUGUGCAGAACCAAACGGUUGUGCAGUGGUACCUGAACGACAGCGCCAUGAACGUCGACUGGGGAAGGCCGACUCUGCAAUACUUUGCGGACGGAGACACCAACUACACGGAGUCGAUGAACGUCUUCCAGAUGCCGGCCGAGGGCAAGUGGUCCUUCUGGAUCAUCCACAACAACCUCAAGACGUUCGGACUCGACCACCCUAUCCAUCUCCAUGGACACGAUUUCUUCCACCUUGGAGCUGGCGUGGGCGAUUGGGAUGGCAACGUCGACGCCCUGACGUUCAACAACCCCAUGCGCCGUGAUGUCAUGGUCCUGCCUGGGUCGACGUCCGGAGGCUACCUGAUCAUCGCCUUCCCGGCCGACAACCCAGGUGCUUGGCUGAUGCAUUGCCACAUCGCAUGGCACGUCACCGACGGUCUCAGCCUGCAGUUCGUCGAGAACGCGGGCUCGUUCAAGGGCGAUCUGACUACCAUGAAGCAAAACUGCGCGAACUGGAACGCGUACGAACCGUACUACGAGAAGGAGAUCGGUGAUUCUGGGUUGUAA